Messenger RNA from Nerophis lumbriciformis (worm pipefish), 5014 nucleotides. RefSeq names its product upstream binding transcription factor (gene ubtf). The record is from RefSeq and is a predicted model, not a curated record. NCBI's taxonomy places the organism in Eukaryota, Metazoa, Chordata, Actinopteri, Syngnathiformes, Syngnathidae.
CUGUCAAACAGUGCGACCACAUUUUAGAAAACGAGCAUUCCCUCUACGUGCAAAGGCACAGAUAUCCAUAUAUAAACAUCAGUAGACACGUGACAUUAAAAUGUUUUUUAAAGAAUCAAAAGUCUAAAUAUGACAUUAAAAUUGGAAUGUUAUGUCAAACGGUGUUAACUUAAGGCGUUGAAGUCGGAUGCAGUUGUCCGAUCAAAGUGUGCUAACAACGGCAGUGGAGCAGACAUGGUCGCCCCCCCUCCUCCAGAUGUAAACGCCAUGUCUGCGCUUGGGAAACAACGGCGGCCGGCGCACGCUCCGACAACAUGGAGGACGUCUCGGCGUAGCGAAAUGGUUGGGUGGGGAGUAGGAAGCUGCUGCGCGUUGACUGGAGGGAGACGGCGAGUGAGAUGGAGGCGGGGGAAGAAUCAUCUCUGCGGGGACUGGAGCCGAGGACCGACGGCGCAGUACUGGCGAUCGUUCAACCCUCCCCUUCUUCCUCCACAACGACGCCGAGGCUCACGCCGAGCAGUAAGGUAAGCCCAGCGGAGGAUUCCACGCGACACGUUUGCGCCAUAAAAAAAUAAUCACAAACGAGCGACUCGAGUCGCCAAAGUCGGCAUAAAUGUGUUUUUAGACGUGUGGAAACGCGGGUCGGUCGGAAGCCCCUUUGUACUCGCUCGACACGCUACGACGGUGGGGCGGCUGCAGACGAGGGGCGGCCAUAGCCGUGCUUCUUGUCCUCUGCGGCGGGUGGAAGGUUCUCGACACAAAACCCCGCAGGUAACGCGAAAUGUUAGUGGAAUUACUUUCAAAAUGGUGGAUGGGGCAAAUCCCCUUCAUCGAAAUCGAAGCUAUAUUUGGGUUACAUACGGGAGGGAAGGGGCGAGCGACGCUCUCCUUGCCGAGACCUCCAUGCGGCAGUUGGGAGAACAGCCAGCCGCCCCUCUCGGUUAGCCAUCAGGGAUCUUGGUUUAAUAUCUCACCGCCCUCUCUCUCCCCCUCCUCUCUCACCGACUAGACCCGGACUGCCGACCACGGAGCUCGGAAAACCCGCCUUCUAGACCUCGCUCGUGCUCCCUUUUUUUGGGCAGCCCCGCGUGGUUGACUUUUUCAGCCGUCGUUUCGUCGCCGAACAGUGCGCCAUUACUGGACCUUGUCACGACUUUAAAGGUAUCCCCUACAAAUGAAUGGAAGCAUGGAUGCAACAUGCCAAGACCAAGCGUGGGCACAGGAUGACAUCCUCCACCUGCUGGAAGCCAUGAAAGUGGCCCUACCCCCAAAAGACCAGACCAAGUACAAGACGUCAGAGUCUCACCUGGACUGGCAGAAGGUGGCCUUCAAUUCCUACUCGGCUGAGAUGUGCAAGCAAAAGUGGCAGGAGGUUGCUAAAGAGAUCCGUAAAUUCAGGACCCUAACGGAGCUUAUAGUUGAUGCUCAGGACUACAUCAAGAACCCAUAUAAAGGCAAGAAACUUAAGAGACAUCCAGAUUUUCCCAAGAAGCCUCUAACUCCAUACUUCCGCUUCUUCAUGGAGAAAAGGGCCAAGUAUGCCAAGUUGCACCCGGAGAUGAGCAAUUUGGAUCUGACUAAGAUCCUGUCCAAGAAGUACAGAGAGCUGCCGGACAAAAAAAAGAAAAAAUACCUUGAUGACUUCCUGAGAGAUAAACAAACAUUUUUGCAUAGCAUGAUGAGAUUCAGGGAAGAACACCCUGACCUUGCGGAGAGCAUGACAAAGAAAAGCUCCAAUGUCCCCGAGAAGCCCAAAACGCCCCAACAGCUGUGGUACAGCCACGAGAAGAAGGCCGUCCUCAAAGGCCGUCCGGAUGCCACCACCAAGGACAUCAAGGACUCUCUGGGCAAACAGUGGACACAGCUGUCGGACAAAAAGAGACUCAAAUGGAUCGCAAAGUCGCUGGAGCAACAGAAACUGUACGAGGGGAUAAUGCGCGAGUACAUCCAACAACACCCGGAGUUGAACCUGACCCAGGGAGACAUUGUCAAGUCCACGCUGACCAAGGCUGAGAGACACCUGAAGGACAAAUCUGACGGGCGACCUGACAAACCUCCACCAAACGGCUACUCCAUGUUCUGCGCCGAGCUGAUGUCGAGCAUGAAGGACGUGCCCAGCACGGAGCGCAUGGUGAUGUGCAGCCAGCGCUGGAAGCUGCUCAAACAGAACGAGAAGGACGCUUACCAGAAACGCUGUGAACAGAGGAAGAAAGAGUUUGAAAUUGAGAUGAACAGAUUCCUCAGUAGUUUGUCGGAGGAGGAGCAGCAAAGGGUCCUGGGCGAGGACAAAGUCGGCUUCAAGAGGGGCGGUUUGGCCAACAGCGCCGCAGCCAAAAGGAAGAACUCUAAAGCCAAGGUCACCCCAGAAAAACCCAAGCGGCCCAUUUCAGCUAUGUUCAUCUUCUCGGAGGAGAAGCGCCCUAAACUGCACCAGGAGCGUCCGGAUCUUUCCGACAGCGAGCUCACUCGGCUCUUGGCUCGCAUGUGGAACGAGCUGCCAGACAAGAAGAAGGAGAAGUAUAAACGACUGGAGGCCGUCCUGAAGGCAGAGUCAGAGAAGAAGGAGGAUCGCAGUCUGCCUGACCCGCCCAAGACGGCACAGGACAUCUGGCAGCAGAGCGUCAUUGGAGACUACCUGGCCAGAUUUAAGAACGACCGUCCAAAGGCCCAGAAAGCGAUGGAGGCCACAUGGAGCACCAUGGAGAAGAAGGAGAAGAUCAUGUGGAUAAAAAAGGCGGCAGAGGACCAGAAACGAUACGAGCGAGAUUUGUGCGAGAUGCGUUCUCCCGUCGCCACCGCCGUGGCCUCGGGGAAGAAGAUGAAGUUUGAGGGCGAACCCAAGAAGCCGCCGUCAAACGGCUACCAAAAGUUCUCCCAGGAGAUGUUGUCCAACGGAGAGCUGAACCACCUGCCCAUGAAGGAGAGGAUGACGGAGAUCGGCGCCCGCUGGCAGAGCUUGUCCUUAAAGGACAAGGAUCGCUACAAGAAGAUCGCAGAGGAAAUGCAGAGGCAGUACAAAGUGCUGCUGGAACAAUGGCUGGCUAGCGUAUCUUCUCAAGUGAGGAACACGUACAAGGAAUAUAAUUCCCAGAAAAGGAAAACUACGGCGAAACCGGGAGGACCCAAGGCCAAAGCCAAGAAAUCUGACACGGAGGAAGAAGAGGAUGACGACGACGAGGACGACGAAGAUGACGACGAUCAGGACAAGGCUUCUUCCGAUGCCGCCUCCUCCAGCGAGGACGAUGACGACGACGACGAUGACAAGGACGAGGACGACGAAGAAGAGGAAGACGACGACGAGGUGGAAGACAAGGAGAACAAAUCUGAAGACAGCAGCAGCGAGUCAAAUUCAGGGGACUCGUCGGAGUCCGACUCAGACUGAAAGCGGGCGCGGCGUCGCCGUGGCGACAGACAGACUGAGCUGAGCUGAGCCACUAGGGUCCAUCCAGGGAGCUCUGCCACUGUGCCAACCCUGCGCUCUCUCCUCCGGCCACCAGAGGGAGCCCCUGCAAAUGCCUCCUCCAUUUCACACACCCACCUUUUUUUUUUUCCUCUUGGUUUUUGUUCCAAAUCCCUAAGUCAGUCCCUUGGCCUGAGUUAGGCCGACAACCCAAGAACUGCAUCCCACUGGUUUGGCGAUGUUCCGAACUUGUUCCCGCCACGCAUUUCCACGAUUUACGGUUUCGAGUUUUAACGUGGCGAGCCUCCGGUUUCUUUCUCGUUUUAUUGUUCUGCUAAAGUGUGAACGGGCUUCUCCGAGCCAAAGAACAUAACCAGGUGGAAGACUUUAGAGAGGGGGGGGGGUGUGGGGGGAAGUACUGAAUAAUUGCACUCUUUAGAAUGUUUCCUUGUUAAUACUUCUUUCCUUCCUUCUCUUGUCCUUCAAUUUGGAUUUUAUUUCUCAGUUCCUUCAAGAGGUGGUAUUUUUCCAGAAAAAAACAAGCCAUGAUGAAUGUUUUUGUUGUUGUUGUUGUUGUUGUUGCUGGAAUAUUUCUGAUUUCUUAAAAGGUGUUCUCAAUUAUAAGCUGCAGUGCUCAUCAAGUUUUCAACCCCUCCCUUUUCUACUUUUAAACGUUCGACCGCAUCCAGGCCAAAGUGACGCCGGCUCAAAACAAAUUGGUUUGGGACUUAUUUUGCAUUUACAUGUUUUUCCGAUGCGAGAUAGUGUGUGCCUUGACAUCGCUUGGUGACGUCACACAAUCCACCCAACCAAGACUCAUUUGCAGAUUUUUAAAUGACAAGACAAAAAAGGUUUGAGGGGGCUGUCUAAACUUUUUACAGGCACUGCAAUUGUUUUUUUUAUUUCUGUGUGUCUCAUUGAGGUAUCGGAAUAUUGUGAGGCAUUCUAUUAUGUUUGUGUGUGACGUUCUUGAAAAUAUUCCUCAGUUUGCAAGUUUGGAUUUUUUUCUUUUUGUUCUGUGCUGACAGAAAUAAACCAGUUUGUUGUGCGACCACAGAGUUUGCAAUCGAAGCUCUUUUAUUUUGUUUUUAUUGACUGGAAUCGGAAUGUGUUGCUGGUCGCCCCCCCCGCCCCUGCCACAAAAAUAUGCACUUAAAGCAAAUGUCUCCCGUUAGUGUGUGGACGUCACAACAUCAUGAAUGUCCAUAAUGUACACUUUUUCUGCUUUGCUGUGAUUGGUUACCUACACAAACAUUAAUAUUCACUUGGAUUUAGACAUUUGACUAAAGCAGCAAGGACAAUAAAGUGGCUCUUUGUAAAAGGGAACUGAGCUACCAGCACGGGGGGAAAAAACAUGUAUUUUUAUCUUGUAAAUACUGUUUUAAUUUUCUAUGGAGUGCUUUUUGCUUUGUACUUUCAUUCGGUAAAUCCUUACGUGCGACCUUUUCAGUUGUUGUCCCAUCGGUCGCUUGUUUUUCCUUUAAAAAAAACAAACAGCAAAAGCUUUACAAGGUUUGUACUGCUGCCCAUUUGACAAAAGACAUUUGAUGUUUUCUAUAGCUGAGGGUAUAUAUAUAGUUCAAGUAUUUGAGCCAAUAAAAAAACAUUCUUGGA